Messenger RNA from Myxocyprinus asiaticus (Chinese sucker), 3461 nucleotides. Its product is annotated as dual specificity tyrosine-phosphorylation-regulated kinase 4-like. Lineage: Eukaryota; Metazoa; Chordata; Actinopteri; Cypriniformes; Catostomidae. Gene Ontology annotation, biological process: peptidyl-threonine phosphorylation; peptidyl-serine phosphorylation. Gene Ontology annotation, molecular function: protein serine/threonine/tyrosine kinase activity; ATP binding; protein serine/threonine kinase activity. The record is from RefSeq and is a predicted model, not a curated record. The coding region runs from base 117 to 2018 and encodes 633 amino acids. Gene Ontology annotation, cellular component: nucleus. The transcript has 14 exons.
CAUCGUGGGAUUUGCUGCCAUUCGCUGAUAUUUUCCACUGCUGACAAGUCAAGGAUUCUUAGGAAUGCACGUGCAAGUUUCCUGCUGGAUUUAAUAGCGAACGAUAUUUCUUUCUUAUGCCUUAUGAUUUGGAUGUGCUGAAUAUCAGCGUGUCAAAAAGCGACAUGUUUCCUGACAUUAAUAACAAGUCAGCCAGACCCGAGGCUUUCCCUCACCCUCACAGGUCUCAGGCAGAGAACACAAAAAUAGGACUCAACUGCACCUACACACAGAAGUGUGGAACAGGAGUUGGCUCCUUGCCCCAGCUAGAGGCUCCAGUCAAGCAAGUUUUGGUGACCAAUGGCAAACUUCUGCAUUCAAAUGGAACCUUACCCAGUAUUGUCAAACAGUUGGUGCAGAGCACUCAAGGGAACCAGGAGGAGAGGCCUAGGCCACAGUUUCCCAAUCGUUUCAGUUCCUCGGUGGAAAACCUCUCUGAAUCCCUAACCAGAAGCAUCAUCAAUAAGUUUGAGAAGAUCAGAACAUAUGAGGGACAGAGGCUGCCGAUGUCUCCAACAACUGCACUGAAACACUUCCAGAACCAGCUGACUGAAUAUGAAAGGGAAGAGAUCAUGGACUACUCUGAGAUCUGGUAUCUGGGUUUGGACACUAAGAAGAUUGAGGGCUCCCAGGGGUCCCCACAGAAUUCCGGUUAUGAUGAUGAACAUGGCAGCUACAUCAAGGUCCUGCAUGACCAUAUAGGCUAUCGGUUCGAAGUCCUGGAGGUGAUUGGGAAAGGAUCGUUUGGCCAAGUCUUGAAAUGUUUGGAUCACAAGACAAAUGAGAUGGUGGCCAUCAAGAUCAUUCGAAACAAGAAGAGGUUCCACCACCAGGCCCUUGUGGAGCUAAAAAUCCUGGAUGCUGUGCGGAGAAGAGACAGAGAUAACUGCCACAACGUCAUUCACAUGAAGGAGUACUUCUAUUUCCGCAACCACCUGUGCAUCUCAUUUGAACUACUGGGGGCAAACUUAUACGAGCUUAUUAAAAAGAACAACUUCCAGGGCUUCAGCCUGGGGCUGAUCCGACGUUUUGCCCAUUCACUGCUCAAGUGCCUGCAGAUGCUGCACAAAGAGAAGAUCAUCCACUGUGACCUCAAACCGGAAAACAUACUCCUAUCCAAGAGAGGACAGGGGAACGUCAAGGUUGUGGACUUUGGAUCAAGCUGCUAUGAGCAGCAGAGAGUAUACACCUACAUUCAGAGUCGAUUCUACCGUUCACCAGAGGUUAUUCUGGGUCACCCGUACAGCAUGGCAAUAGACAUGUGGAGCCUGGGCUGCAUUUUGGCUGAGCUGUACACUGGUUAUCCCCUCCUCCCAGGAGAGAGUGAGGUCGAGCAGAUCGCCUGUAUCAUGGAGAUAAUGGGACUCCCUCCAAAUGACUUUGUUCAAACAGCAUCAAGAAGGAGGUUAUUUUUUGAUUCUAAAGGAAACCCGAGGAAUAUCACAAACAGCAAAGGGAAAAAACGCAGACCCAACUCAAAAGAUCUUGCCAGUGUACUAAAGACCAAUGAUCCUCUCUUCCUUGACUUCAUACGAUGUUGCCUUGUGUGGGAUCCUACAAAGCGCAUGACACCAGAUGAAGGCAUGCAGCAUGAGUGGAUACAUGAAGGCCGUCUCAACAAGCUUAAUCCUAAACAUCGGCCUCUGCGGAAAGUCAGCGAGAACAAUUAUGACUUCACUUACCGCAAAGCAACUGCAAACAGGGCAGACAAUGAGUCCGGAUUUGAGGACAAUCUUAAGAGUGUCAGUGACAAUUCGAGCAAAGAAAGCAAGACGGCAACAGAAGAACGUCUGCGUCCAAUAGGAGCAUCAUUUGAGGAGGAGAAUGGAGAGGAAGGCAAAGGUGUGAGCCAGGAAAGCAAAGACAGCAAGUCUGACUCCAGUGGAGAUCGAUCUGUUCAGAUCAUCAUCAAACCUCAAACAGAAUCAAGCACUGAUUCAGAAGGACAAGAGCUGCAGUUUCUCCCCCCUAUUGUAUAAAACCCCAAAGAAAAGAAUGAGUGAUGUCUUUAUUGCAUUUGAUUCAUACUAGCCGCUUGGUCUGGAUUUACCUAUUGUGCGGCUUAGAGUCUGACUUUGUUGUAUUGCAAAAAGGUUAAAAAUGAAAAAAGUAAAAAAAAUUUAGCUGUUUCCAACUUGCAAGUGGUCUGUUACUCUCCCAAUCAUCUUUUUUGUGGGUUUGUCAUGUCUAGAGAUUCAGUGAUUAGAAAACAGUCUGUUCUGACUAUUCAAAAGAACUCUUAAGGCUUUGUUCAGACAGGCAGCAAAAAUCAGAUUUUUUUUUUUUUUUUUUUUGUAUCCCAGUCAAAUGUUUCCAAUGUUUACAAACCCCAUUCAAAGCACAUCCAAAUGGGGCUCAGAUUCUGAUUAAAAUCUGUUUUUUACGUGUCUCAGUCUGAGCAGACAGAUCAGAUUUCAAGUAGUUUUUUCAUCAUUUGGGAUGCAGAUUAUCAAAGAUUAGAUUUGAAAGCCAUAUCGGAUUUGUGUUCAGUUUGAACAAAGCCUAAGUACAGUGAAAUAUUUUACAUUUAUUAAACAUUUUGGUGCUUGUGAUGUAUUUUGAAAGGAUUAUUACUAUUAUGAGAUUGUUUAUAACACUGGUAUUUUUGCAGAGCGUCAUGCUAUGUGCAUGUUUAUUAGAUCUAGUGUGCUUUUUUUAUUUUUUAUUUAAGCUUUUAGCAUUGUCUUUAAUAGAUCUCAAGCAAACCUUGAGAACCAAAGCUGCUUCAUUGUGCAAUAUGACUGCAUGGAUUAAACAGUGUUUGUAUGUUUUGUUGCCGUUUGCCAGAUUUUUAUAAUAGUUCUAUGAGAUGGUAGCUCCCUGUGCAAUAGCGACUGAGCCAAAGAAAUUAAUAUGAUUAAUUUUUGUCCUUAAUAUUGAUAGACCUCUAGAGAAAUAAAUGUGGUCCUCAGACAUAAUCUGACUGAAAGCACACUAGAUCAUCAAAAUGUGCACAAUACUGGCAUGAUGGAUGAUGAUCAUGUUGACAAUAUUGUUGAUGAUUACAAUUAUGUGAUUAAGAGUCAAGAGUUUCUUUUACAGUUGCUGCUUGAAGGUAAUGAAAAUGAUGCCGAGUUAUGUAAACUAGUGGUGCACUGUACUGUAUGUUUAUAUAGACUUGAUGGGUUUUAAUAGUUAUUUUCCUGUAUAUAGAAUUCUUAAGGUAAAUACCAUGCACCCUAUGUGGAUGCCACCAAGUCGUGUAAACAUUACACAAGGUUUUACUUGUUUUUAUGUUGUUUAUCUGUUAUCAUUGAUAAAGAGAUUUUUACUACCAUACCCUAUCUACAGUAUCUACAUUACUGUUUUAUGACCAUUAUGUUUAUGGGAUUUUAGAAGUCUUGAGUCAAGGGUGUUAGGUAGUGCUUUUCCGUAUUAGAAUGAAAUAACAUAAUUUUUCUCCUGAAUAAUUUCUAUAAAUA